Mesocestoides corti is the source of this 525-nucleotide messenger RNA. The record is from the annotation of a GenBank genome assembly. Lineage: Eukaryota; Metazoa; Platyhelminthes; Cestoda; Cyclophyllidea; Mesocestoididae.
AUGAACCUGCACGCGAACUUUCUGCAACUUUGGUCCAAUAAAUUUCCAUGUUGCAUGGAUUCGUUACCUCAACUUGAGUGCCUGAAAGCAGACCAAUUCCUGACAGUGAAUGAACAACGAGUGGCACUUGAAGUGGCACAGUCUGAGAUAUCAGCUUCCAUUGAUCGUUUGCAGACAACGCUAAGCCAACAAUUCUUUAUUUCUGACUAUCUUCGCACAUGUAUAACAAAGCUUAGUGCCGUUUCACGAGUUUUUAACGAGCUCGAAAAUGGCGAUGAACAUAGUGGUGAAGAGCUUUCGUCCCUCAAAUUGGAUGAGCAACAAACGCCACCACAAAGUGAGCCCACGAACACCUCUGUCUCAGCACUUAAUUUGUCCGUGCCGUCGCCUACCCAAACACCGUCUCUUUCACUGAUCCCUUCAUUCUUUAAUUCACCUUCUCAACUCAUACCGGCAACCUCAAGGAACCUUCUUCUGCAUUCCGCUCUUAGCUCCCAGACUGUGAAGCCUGAUUCACUGCCGUAA